GAUGAUGACGACGACGAAGAUGAUGCCGAAGCAGAUGAUGAUGACAUCGAUUUGCUUGACUUAGCCGAAGAUGUUGAAGAAGCUGCCGAUACUGAUGCCGCUUCAGGUGCAGCAGCCGCAACUGCCAACGUACCAAAAGAACCAGUCGCUGCUGCUGCCGCCACCACCGCUGCAACCGAAUCAGAAGACGAUGGCGAAGACUUUGCUUUGUUAGGUAUUGGUGAUGAUUUGUUCGAAGCAUUCUUCGCUGAUGAUGAGCCCGUAAAGAAGAAACCAGCUGCAGUUGUUGUUGAAGCAACCUCAGCCGCCGCUCCAGUUGAAUCACCAAAACCAGCCAUCAAGAAACACAGCACAAAGAAAACGGCCACAAAGAAAACAUCAAGCAAAAAGACAACCACCGCUGCCCCACCAAAGGAAGCUGAAACAGUCGACAAAGAGAAACCACAAUUCCCACACACACCAGCCCUUCUAGAAUUGGCCCAACAUACCGCCGCUGAUAAAGAUACAGCUGAAAAAAAUAGCGAUUCAACCGAAAAAUUCGGCGAUUCAACAGAAAAGAAUGAAUCCAACAAAAUGGAAGACUCAGAGAACCAAUUGGUUGACAAUUUGGAAGACAGUGAAGAAAGUGGAGACAACAUGAUCAUUGUUUCAAGCUCAGAGGACAAUAGUCAAAAAGACGAGGAUGAGGAUGAGGAUGAAGACGACGAAAUCGUUUUGGAUGAUGAGGAUGCCACUUUGGUCGAAGAAGUCAACGAUGCUAAAGAGAAUGAUGAUAAUGUUGCAGCCGAAAGUGACGUCGUUGAAACCGUUGAAAAACAUACACCAAAACCAGUGACAAAGAAAACAAAAAAGAAGGACAAAGAAGAUGAAGAAGAAGGCGGUAUUUUGGACUUAGUAUUAUCAACCAUCACCGGAGAAGAUGAUGAAGAUGACAAAACAAAAACUGAGACUGCGGACAAAAAUGAAGAAGACGAGGACGAUGAAGAAGAAGAAGAAACUGAAAAUGAGGAGGAAGACAACGAAGAUGAUGACGAAAAAACGGAAACCGAACCAGAAGAGGAUGAUGAAAAGGAGGAAAACAGUGUAACGGAUGAAGAACAAUCCGCAGUUGAACUUCUCAGCGAAUUGGGACUUAAACGAAGUGAACAACACUAAUGCUCGUUUCGAAUAACAACGACAACAACAAAAGACACUCACAAAAUACCACAAUUAUUUAAGCGAAACCGAACAAACAACAACAAAAUAGACAAAAGUAACAAUAAUGGUGCGAUAAAAGAAAAACUACAGCAACAACAACGACGAUCACAACAGAUUUUUUUUUUUGAAAAUACCUCAAAAUUCGCUGAUUUUAGUUAACGUAAACUAUUUAUUUAUUUAUUAAAAUUAUUUAAUUUAUUUAUUUAUUUUGAGUCGUGAAGAAGAGAUACGAAAAUCCCGAUUAAAAAAAACAAUACAUUUGAUGCGAAAUAAUCAAAUAAACAAA
Messenger RNA from Sitodiplosis mosellana (orange wheat blossom midge), 1483 nucleotides. Its product is annotated as otolith matrix protein OMM-64-like. Gene Ontology annotation, molecular function: poly-ADP-D-ribose binding; zinc ion binding; ubiquitin protein ligase activity. Gene Ontology annotation, biological process: Wnt signaling pathway; ubiquitin-dependent protein catabolic process. The record is from RefSeq and is a predicted model, not a curated record. NCBI's taxonomy places the organism in Eukaryota, Metazoa, Arthropoda, Insecta, Diptera, Cecidomyiidae. Gene Ontology annotation, cellular component: cytoplasm; nucleus.